AUGCUACGCAAUGUACUCAUCAUGGCAUCUAGCGGCAUCGUACUCUUUUCCAAAGAGUAUGCAAACGCUGUCGCACAGCCUCGAUUAGUCGGUUCGUUGAUCACUGCAAUGCUUGAAUUUUCAAACAAAGCGAGUGGAGCUCCAGUAUCGUAUAUUCAAAUGUCUUCCGUGGCCGUUACGAUGAUCACGAACGAUAAACACAAAGUUUUUUGUGCCAUGUUUCACGAUACAACCGACGGCGCGAGUUAUUCGGCAUUUGUGGCGCAGGAAUUAUUGACAGCGUUCAUUGCGCAGCAUGGCGAUGAAUUGGGCAAUAUGGGACAUAAUUUACGCGACUUUCAUCGCUUUCAGUAUCGAAUUCUUAGUGUAAUACGCGAUUCAGUGAAGCCAGUUGUUCGAAAGUUACAAAAGCAACGUGGUAUUUUAAAAGCAAUGCUUGUAGUGGACGGUGCCGUGACGUGUGCAACAGGAGACGUGGAUCCGAUUGGUGUGUUGGCUAAUCUUCAGGCGCUUGUUAAUAGCUCAAUUGAUAUGAUGUCAUUUUCGGGCGACGAUGUAAGCUCCAUGACGAUUCAAAGUGGACGAAAUUCGUGUAUACAAGUGAGCGUUGUGGAAGGAACGGAUGCUUUAAUUGUAGUUCAUAAAAAAGGAGCACAGACAUCGAAGAAUACGGCAGCAAUAGAUGAGUGCGUUCGAGCCUUACGUCACGUCUGUGCAUUAGCACGUACAUUACAACAAAAUUCACGAUGA
This is a messenger RNA of Plasmopara halstedii, 750 nucleotides long. RefSeq lists its product as uncharacterized. The coding region runs from base 1 to 750 and encodes 249 amino acids. The transcript is spliced from 6 exons. The record is from RefSeq and is a predicted model, not a curated record. NCBI's taxonomy places the organism in Eukaryota, Oomycota, Peronosporomycetes, Peronosporales, Peronosporaceae.